AUGGCUGGAACCACCGAUGAUCGUUCGCAUGGCUCCGAUUCUCCUCCUUUUACUUUACCUCCUUUCGUCUCCAAUCUAUUCCCGUUUCUGAAACCUAAGGCUCCUGUUUCUGUUAUUGAUGUUAAUGUUCCAAAACCCAAGGAUGUCUCCGGCGACGACAAGGAACCUCAGAACUCGACCGUCUCUUUCCCUUACAAGCCUCCCACGAACGAAGAGCCAUUGAAGGUUGAGGCUGAGCCUAGCCCCGGCAGGACUUCCAACUCUUUCGUUAUUUGGCAGUUGGAAUCGCUUGGUAAUUGA
Molecule: messenger RNA, 300 nt
Organism: Arabis nemorensis
Lineage: Eukaryota; Viridiplantae; Streptophyta; Magnoliopsida; Brassicales; Brassicaceae
Source: the annotation of a GenBank genome assembly